This is a messenger RNA of Notothenia coriiceps (black rockcod), 1213 nucleotides long. RefSeq names its product protein eva-1 homolog C. The transcript is spliced from 4 exons. The coding region runs from base 230 to 718 and encodes 162 amino acids. Lineage: Eukaryota; Metazoa; Chordata; Actinopteri; Perciformes; Nototheniidae. The record is from RefSeq and is a predicted model, not a curated record.
CCAUUAUUUAUUAUACUAACCUUUAUUUAUUUCAGAGUGUCUGUCCUCCACGGCUCUGAGGAAGGUGUCACGCCGGUGUCACAGCAGAGCGAGCUGCUCACUGGUGGCUGACACCCAAACCUUUGGGGACCCGUGUUUCCCCGGCACCAGGAAACACCUGCGGGUGUCCUUCACUUGUGUGCCCCGGUAUCUUCUGGAAGAUGUGAGUCGAGGGUCAACUGAUCCUUUCAUGAUCUCAGACUACACACAUGGCGGAUGGUACACUGGCCCCACCUACAGGCCUCAUAACGUGCUCUUAACCAACUCUCUGGAGAUCAUUGAAAAAAUGUUGGAUUUCCCAGAGCGAGUGGCUCUGUACUUUGUGGUUGGCAUCUGUGCUGGUCUGGUUUUCCUGCUCUGCCUGUUUGGUGUACGCUCCACACUGGUGAGGGAUGUUAAAGAUCUGGUUUCUGACCUGAAGGAGGAGCUGGAAGCUUCUCGCAGGAAACGAAAGGAACUCAUGCAGGAUCUCUUUGACGAUGACAUCUCAGACACGGCGUCCUUCCGUUGCCUGACACAAUCCUACCGCAAGACAGAAAUCCUCAGUCCUUCAAAUUUGACGGUCGAGAUGGUUGAACGUGAGGUGGAACAGACGAGGGAUCUGCCCAACGGAGACAUUUGGCCACAUCGAGACUCCAGCCCUUAUGCCAUUCAUAAGAUUAAAACCUACAACAACUGAGAGAAGUCACAUGUACAGUUAAAACUAUUGCUAAAUAAUCCUUCUGAUUAUAUUAAAGUUUUGGACUGAAAUUGACUUUCAAAAUAAUGAAACUUUUUUAUCCAUGUUUUGUCAUUUUUGUCAAAGUGACUAUUAACAAUAAAGAGUUAAAUACAACGUGUUACAUGAAUUGGUUAUGAAGAUUAACAGUAGAAGAUUUGUUCAUGAAGGUAUUUAUUUAUGAAAUGUAACAAAUGGGACAAAUGAUUAGGCCUCGGGAAGUUUUCUGCAUAUUUGUUUUGGUUUUAAGAUGUCACAUACAAUGUCAAACCAGUAUAGUGUACAAUCAACAUUGUAAAUAAUAAUAGUUGUUUUAGUAGGGUGAGAAAUUAGGUAUAUUUUCUAAGUGAUGUUUCCUAGAAAGUCCUUGCACAAAUGUAGAUGCUUUAUUUGAGUAAAAGUUACAAACCAUUCUUUAAAAAUACUACAAUGCCUACUAAUAAAAAAUGUUAAAGC